AUGAGGCUGGGAGGGAAUCGCGACCGCCCCGAGGCCGGUUCUGGUCUCAAUUUGCGAGAAUUCCAUGCUGCACGUUACGGGUUCGCACUCGAAGUACAAGGUCAGACCAUUCGAUGGUAUGAGUGGUUGGACAAGUGCAGUGUGAGAAUAAUAAUGGACGAUCGAAAGGCGGACAUGGGACCCUCGGUGACUGCACAAUGGUAUGCGAUUGCGAUUGAUAAUAGAGCUGUUAUGUAUCCAUUUCCUGGUCCCAAGAAGGCGCGGCUGGAACGGACACAAACAUCCUCCACAGCGUUAGAAUCUUGUUUUAGGGUACCGAUAUCGAGCAUGAACGAGGCUGACGGCGUAGGUUCAAAAUUCAGAUAUGACCUUAGCGACAACAAAACUUUGGAAGCUGUUUGGAAGUGUGGGGAUCAUGAAAAUUGA
Molecule: messenger RNA, 426 nt
Organism: Marasmius oreades (fairy-ring Marasmius)
Lineage: Eukaryota; Fungi; Basidiomycota; Agaricomycetes; Agaricales; Marasmiaceae
Exons: 1
Coding region: 1-426 (141 amino acids)
Source: RefSeq, a predicted model, not a curated record